CCCAGAGGCGGAGACACACGCUUGCAGCAGCAGCAGCAGCAGCAGCAGCAGCAUGCAUCUGUCGCAGCCAGCACGCCACCUCCCGCUGACGGCAAGAACACAGAUGAGAGGUAACUGAGGGGAAAAGAAAACGCCACUAGGUCGGGAGAAGCACCGGUGUCUGCGUUGUUCGGUGAUGGAGCAGGUCCGGGCAUGUGGUGGCAAUGACGGCACGCCGACAGCAGCCUCGAGGAGAGGCAGCGCACUAAUAUUUAGCGACAUUGUCUGACAGGAGGUUCUGUGGUUUCCUGAUCGCUCUGUUUAGCCAUCAUGCAGUGUUCGUGGAAAUACAUUGUGCUGCUAGCAUUAGCCUCCUUGGCUAUCCAGUACACGGCCAUCCGCACCUUCUCCACCAAGCUGCCAUACCUGCUGUGCUCUGUCGGCAUAGAACCCACAGGCCAAGCUGUCAACUGCAGCCUCAAGGAUCUGACACUUGAGGGCUUGGACUGUGGCUGUGAUGAGAACCUCUCCCACACCCCAUCUUCCCCCACCUUCUCUCUGCCCACCUAUGAUGCCAACAAGAGAACCCACAUCCUCAUUCUGGCGACAACACGAAGCGGAUCCUCCUUUGUGGGUCAGCUGUUCAAUCAGCAUCCAGAGGUCUUCUACCUGUUUGAGCCCCUGUACCACGUACAGUCGGUACUGCUUCCUCGACUAGCGCAGAGUCGGAACCUGGCUGAGAGGAGGGUAAUGAUGGGGGCAGCCCGAGACCUGCUGAGGUCUCUGUACCACUGUCACUUCAGUAGCCUGGAGAAUUACAUACGACCCCACCCUGUCAACCACUCCACUGACAAGCUGUUCAGACGAGGAGCUAGCCGGUCUCUGUGCUCCCCUCCAGUAUGUGAGGCUCCUCUGGGCCCAGAUGAGCAGAGCCUGGUGCUGACUGACGAGGGGGAGUGUGUGAAGAGGUGUGGACCACUCAAUGUGUCACUGGCUGCUGAUGCCUGCAGAGCAAGGCACCAUGCAGCCAUCAAGACGGUUCGCAUUCCCCAAAUCAGUGAUCUAAGGGUGCUGAUUGAGGACCCAAGACUCAACCUGAAGGUGGUCCAGCUUGUUCGAGAUCCACGUGGCAUCCUGGCAUCCCGUAUUGAGACAUUUCGAGACACUUAUCGGCUGUGGCGUCUGUGGAGAGCGACUGGACGUCGACCCCACAACCUUGACCUGGGACAGAUUAACACAGUGUGUGAAGACAUUCUCAGGUCUAUGUCCACGAGCCUGGCCAGACCCACCUGGCUUAGAGGGAGGUACAUGCUGCUCAGGUAUGAAGAUAUGGCUAGGUUUCCUCUACAGAAGACCAGAGAGCUCUACAGUUUCCUAGGUCUGGUUCUGAACCAGAGAGUGGAGGACUGGAUCAUCAACAACACUCGGGGAGGCAGUGAUCUGUCAUCCCGGCACAAGUUCACCACAGUUCGGGACUCUGCUGCAAAUGCAGAGAACUGGAGAGUGAAGCUCUCCUUCGACAUGGUGGUUUACACUCAGACCGCCUGCCAACCACUUCUGGAGCUCCUUGGAUACAAGACCAUCUUCCACCCAAGAGAACUGAGGAACUUAUCUCAUUCUUUGGUGGAGGACAGGAUGUUCCUCCCAUUUUCUUAAACAGCUGAUGAUAUGAAUACAUCUAAUGUGUCCUAAAAAAAACAACAAGACAGGACAGUACUGUAGUUUAUGGAGCUGAGAAGAUGUAGAGUCAAAGCUGUGUGGCUGAUCUGGAUAUAUCCUCAUAUGGUGGAGUAAAUAAGAAAUGUUGUUCGCAAUGUUAUAAUUGUUACUUGGGGACCAAGGGGCCUGUGCUGUUCAACACUGCCAUGGUUUGUUUUCAUUUUCUGGCUUUUAGGUUUUAGAUUACAUCAAAGGAUUUAUUUUUUAUUUCUCUUAAUGUUAUUGAGCUGCAGUGUCAGAAUAAGACAGUAAUUUUGUACAGUUAAAAUGAAUCUAACAUUUAUUAGCGUAUGUAUUUAGUGAGUGGAAGCAUGAAUAGUGUAGAACAGCAAAACGAUUCCACUCAUCUAUAAAAAAAAUAUUUGCUGCUAUUUAUUAUUUCUCACAAACCCUGUAAAUACUUUUGUCCCCGUCAUGCUUAUGUAGAAUGAUGACUAUGGUCUUCCAGUGAUCUGAUUGGUCAGUAGUUGGGCUGUUGACAGGUAAUGAUCGAUUAUCACAAACUAACCACCAACCUGGUCUAAUUACCAUGGUUUACCCCGCUAACAAGAGAACCAGCUUUGUAUGACUGAAAAGUGUAACCUUUUGUGUAACCUGAACCACAAAUCCUGCUUCGUGGUACAGGCCCCUGGGAGGUCUGCCAACCUUUAUUUAUUUAUUUACUCCCCCUGAGCAAUCAACUACCUCAGAUCCUGCCGCUUCUCUCCUUAAGUACUAUUCAACAUAAUCAAGCCACUUCAUUUUAAAUAAAUGUUACAGUUAAUCAUGUUUUAACUACAGUUUGUAGAUUUACUGACGAGCCAAAAAAUUAUGAACAGAUGAGGCAAAUAACUUCACUUAUCUUAUAACAGCAGCGGACGUCAAGGUCAGGGAAAGUGAAUAGUCAGUACUUGUUGUCAACAUAUCACCGCUCACUUCCACCGCGUGCUGCCUGAACCUCAAGAGCACCCCAAGCAGUGAUGGACCAAGAUCUGGGCCUGGAGUGAGUUGAUCAUUGAGGGAGAUUACCUGAUACGUGUAGGAGCAGUUGAACACUUGUCUGUGCUUUCUGUUGUGCUAAACCAGAUGAUUUAGAAUAAACCAUGAAUCGUUUGUCUUGUUCACCUCUUCUGGGCUGAGUUUUUGGACAUAGCCUGCAUCAACAAGCUUUCCUUACCUCUUCCUCAUAGAUGAGAGCUUAGGUCUGAUUGCCUACCAGCUUCCUCUCCUACCAGCUUGGCAUAACGGCAUCAAUGGGGGCUUUGAGCAGUGGUGUGUUUUUGAUGCGCAGCAGUGGCAUUGCAUAUCGCAGAGUUUCACCAUCCUUCACACAAACUGUGCGCUCCUCCAAUAGAUUAACAGCCUCCUGAUCUUGACGCAACCGUGUUGCUACUUUCUCACUCCUGACUGGCAAGACAUCCAGCUGCCACGAACGCUCCACAUGCUGGUGAACAUCAUCUGGAGCCGGUUUGCAGUAUGUAAAGUAACAAUUGGUGGGCACUUGGUGUGACAUGAGUCCAUCAGGUCCCUGAAGCGCCAAGCCAAGCUCCGUGUUCACUGCUGCUGAUCCACCCUUGGGGCUAAGGCGUACUGGUUCCCUCGCGACGAUCAAGUGGGUGUUAUUGGCUCGGAUAAGGAGAAGUGACUGCACAUUGGUGAAGGGCUGAAUUGGGACUCCUCUAAGAUGGCAAUAGCACUUCUGCAAGGCAUGCAUUGGAUAUGAUUGUUCAGCCAAUGCCAAGCAGUUGGCAGAGAAUGCCCCUGUAGAAACUUGUUCCUUGCCAGGUUGACCCAGUGAUGCAAUGUGGAAACUGACUGCUGCCCCUUUGAUGUGAACAAUGUCCUGCCUUAUUGUCCUAAGGGCCAUUGUCUCAUGUUCUCUGGCCAGCCCAAGAUGGUGUGCUGCCUCUGACAGAAUCAUGGUACGUUCAGCGCCAUCAUCCCAUAUAGCUAUGUAUGUGUAGCACUAGCGUCUGCCAAUAACACACAAUUUACGCCACUGGACCAGUUCUAGGUUCUUAUGGAGUGGGGUGAGAGUUUAAAAAUAGACCAGAGACCUGGUUCUUGAAAUAUAAAGCUGGCACUUUACUGAAGGUAAACAAAGACAAUACAUAUAACAGAUAUUCAAAUAAAGAUCAUAUCCUGCAGGUAUCAAGAAAUUGCAAAUAAAACUCAAUUCCCCCUAUUUUAGAUUUUUCACCUAAAUUAGAAGUAGUUUUAUUUGAGAUAGU
Molecule: messenger RNA, 3908 nt
Organism: Scophthalmus maximus (turbot)
Lineage: Eukaryota; Metazoa; Chordata; Actinopteri; Pleuronectiformes; Scophthalmidae
Product: carbohydrate sulfotransferase 1-like
Exons: 6
Coding region: 310-1635 (441 amino acids)
Biological process (GO): keratan sulfate proteoglycan metabolic process; N-acetylglucosamine metabolic process; carbohydrate metabolic process
Cellular component (GO): Golgi membrane
Molecular function (GO): keratan sulfotransferase activity; N-acetylglucosamine 6-O-sulfotransferase activity
Source: RefSeq, a predicted model, not a curated record